CAGAAACGAAAAAUAAAAUUUGACAAGGAAAAUGGACUUAUUGAAAUACUUAAGGAAGACUUUGGUGAAGAAGAUAAAGGAACAUAUACUGCAAACCUAGUAGAUGGAAAAGCAUCAAACCAGUUCAGUGUUACCCUCACUGGGGAAGAUUUUGAUAACAUUUAUGACGAAUCCCAAAAGAAGAAGAAGGCAUGGAAAAAAAAAACAAGGACCGCAUUUUGAGGAGCAGAUGCAGUGGAAGGUCACAGAAGACUGUCAUGUUAUUAUGAUCUGUAAGGUGACAAACGCUAAAACAGAGACAACGCUCAAGUGGUCUGUGGACAAGAAACCACUUCCUAAUGGGCAAUUUGAUAACCAAACUGGGUCAGGGACACUUGUAAUUAAAAAGUUUACAAAUGAAGAUAAAGGACUUUACAAAGCUGUGGUAAAAGAUAGCAGGGGAGAGGACACAACUGAAUUGGAUCUUAUCAAUGAAGGGUUUGAAGAUAUAAUGAAAGAAAUUUGUAGAAUAAGUGCAUUGUCUGCCUCCCCACUGAAAUUUAAAGGUACAGCUGACGGAUUUAAGAUCUACAGCGAUGUGAAAUAUUUCAUGGAGAGCAUGAAUCCUGUGUGGCACCACAAAGAUAAAAAAUUAAGCAGUACAGAUCGACUUAAAUCAGGGAGCACAAUGCAGGUUUGGCUGCACAUUACAAAUCCUACAGAUUCGGAUCGGGGCCUGUACACGCUGGAACUGUUUGAUGGCAAGGACAUUCAUAAGCGAACUCUUGACCUGAGUGGUAAAGUAUUUGAUGAUUUAAUGGCAGAACAAGAGAAAUGCAAGGAAGAAGAAAUAAUAGAAAAAAAUCGAGCUAAAGUGGUCCGAGGCCUUCCAGAUCUGGCAACAAUAAUGGUAGACAAGACUUUGUGUUUGACAUGUCACAUAUCUGGAGACCCUGCUCCUGAAGUCUGCUGGCUAAAGAAUGAGAAGAAGAAAGUCAUAUUCAAAGAUCGGUAUAAACUUGAAGUGAAAGAUACUGUGGUAACUAUGACCAUAGAGAAAAUCUGUGCAGAAGAUUCAGGCCGGUAUUGUAUAACUGUGAAAAAUAAGUACGGAUCAGAGGUUGGGCAGGUGACAGUAAGUGUAUUUAAGCAUGGUGAAGAGCCGGAAGAACUGAAGGACGUAUUAGACAUAACUGCAAAUCUAGAGUCACUGAUGACGCCAUGA
Messenger RNA from Staurois parvus, 1204 nucleotides. The record is from the annotation of a GenBank genome assembly. Lineage: Eukaryota; Metazoa; Chordata; Amphibia; Anura; Ranidae.